AUGCGAAUGGCAGAGGCGGAUCCAGCGUAUGUGGAGGCGCUGGCGUCCGGGACACUCGAGGCGACGCACGCGGCGGUGGUGGCUGCUGUGGCGGCCGAGCUGGGCAAGCUCAACGCGGAGCGGGCGGAUGCAGGCGUCGACGCCUUUGUCCACACACUGUACGACACGUUCCGGUUCGGCAAGGCUGUGGCCUUUGAGCGUGAGGCGACGAUCAAGCACGUCCGUGACAUGAUCGCCUGGCGUCUCGAGCACAAGCCGUUCCUCCUCAGCCUCGAUGACCCGCGGAUCCGGGCCGAGCUCGCCACAGACAAGGUCCAUCCCCUCGGGCGCGAUAAGGCCGGGCGGGUUGUCUCCUGGUUUGUCAACAAGCGUCACAAAAGCUCCAUCUCGCCGCUCGAUCAGUACAUGGCGACCAACAUGUUCAUGAUGGAGUACGCCGAGCGGCACGAGCUCUAUCCGGGUGCCCCGGUCCAGCAGGUCACUAUGAUUGCAGACUAUGCUGACUUUGGAUGGUCCAACCUCGAUCGUGCAGGCGCAAAGGGCUUUCUCUCGCUGCAGGCCAUCUACCCCGAGCGCCUCGGCGCGGCAUACAUCAUCAACGCCGGCCGGGUCUUCAAGGUCCUCUGGGCUCUCGCCAAGCCAUUCCUUGACGCCUCCACCCGCGCCAAGGUCCAUUUUCUCACCGACAACUACCAGGCCGAGCUACAAGAGCACAUCCUCGCCUCGCAGCUCCCGCACGAGCUCGGCGGCACCGCCGAUCUCCACCGUGAUUUUGUCCCUUUCUCCGCCGGCAUCGAGGCUUCGUUUACCGCCAUCGAGGCCUGGCGCGCCAACGAGCCGUACAACGAGGCGGGCGACACCCGUGCGAGCGACGACGCCGCUCUGGCUAGGCUCGUAUCUGAGUCCGAACCUGAGAUGAAGUACGAGCCCGAGGUGAAGUCCGCCAGUCGCCCGCACCGCCGUCGCUGCAGUGACCGUCCGGUAUCGGCGACGUCGGCCUCGCGCACUCGGUCCGCAGACCUCGCUGCUCCCGUUACCGCCUCGCUCCCAGGAUCGCCGCGAGCCAGCCGCAAGAAAAGCGGCGGCGGCUCGGCGUCGGACCAGCGGACGUCGGACCAGCCGGCGUCGGCGGGCGACCAGCCGGCAUAGCGCCAGCCGGCAUGGCAAGACGUCGUCAGACUGGUCAGCGUCCGACUCGGACUCGGGCACGGC
This is a messenger RNA of Thecamonas trahens ATCC 50062, 1212 nucleotides long. Its product is annotated as polyphosphoinositide binding protein Ssh2p. NCBI's taxonomy places the organism in Eukaryota, Apusomonadida, Apusomonadidae. The transcript has 2 exons. The record is from RefSeq and is a predicted model, not a curated record. The coding region runs from base 1 to 1149 and encodes 382 amino acids.